GUCACUUUCAACCUACCAAUGGAUCUAGAAGAGAAGAGUUAGAAGCAAUGGAGGGAGCAGAGGAAGCUGGGGCUGAGAUAGCGGUUGAUUCAAAGGACUUGCAGAAACAAAGCAAAGCUUUCGACAAGCUCACCGAUCGUGUCGAGGAUCGCCAGCUCGAUUCCUCUCGUGUUCAAUCGGCUAUGGCUAGAAUUGCUGCUUCUAGGAAGGCUGAUCUAAAUGCGAAGAGAUUGAGCUAAAAACUCUUAGCUUUCUCUCGUGUUCUAAAUUCUCGAAAAGGAGAUUCUUAGCAAUGCUUAAGGAAGAUAUAACAUAAGUCAAACUCGUUUUUUUCCAAUCCUAAUUCAGAAUUAACUUGAUUACUGCAU
This is a messenger RNA of Arabidopsis arenosa, 368 nucleotides long. The record is from the annotation of a GenBank genome assembly. NCBI's taxonomy places the organism in Eukaryota, Viridiplantae, Streptophyta, Magnoliopsida, Brassicales, Brassicaceae.